AUGGUCGGUAUUCAGACAUCAUCGGGGCCCUCCCGCAUGGAGGAGCUCACCAAGGGCCGUCGCAGUGGCUUCCGUGGAUUGCUUGGGGCCAACAGAUACCUCAUGAUCUCGAGUGCGACCGCUGUGAUCGGCUCCUUCCUCUACGGAACUGACCAGGGCGUCCUUUCCAACCUGCUUACUGGAGAAAACUUUGGCGCCAAAUUUCCUCAGGUCUACACCGAUCCCGUACUGAAGGGUUGGGUUGUGGCUGUCCUACAGCUGGGUGCAUGGCUCGGCGCUCUGAUCAAUGGUCCUCUCGCGAACAAAAUCUCUCGCAAGUACAGUAUCACGGUUGCAGCAUUUCUUUUCACCCUCGGGAGCGCCCUGUGUGGUGGCGCACAGAGUAUCGGUUAUCUCUUCGCUGGUCGUAUCAUCGCUGGCAUCGCCGUCGGACAGGUCUCUCACGUGGUCCCACUCUACCUCGCCGAAAUCUCGCCGUCCCAGUUUCGCGGAGCGUUAGUCUCUUGCCAGCAACUCGGCAUUACGGGAGGCAUCAUGGUAUCGUACUGGGCGUGCUAUGGAACAAGCUUUAUCGGCGGGCAGGCCUGCGAUGCUUCAAAAUCGGCCGAAUUCGGCUCUGCAGCAUUCAACCCAUACACUGACGUUCCAGCAGGCGGUUGCACUGGUCAGACUGCUCUGGCGUGGCGUCUUCCUCUCUGUCUCCAGUGUGUACCCGCAGUCCUCCUUCUGGUCGCCUCGCCGUUCCUGCCGUUCAGCCCAAGAUGGCUACUCACAAAAGGCCGCGAGGAGGAGGCACGUUCGACAAUUGCCAGACUGCAUGGCCUGCCUAUCGAUGACCCAAUCGUGGAGACUGAAUUCCUGGAGAUUAAGGCUGCUGUCAUCUUCGAUGAUAGAACCGCUCGGACACUACAUCCCAACAAGAGCGGGGCGGCCCUUGCGUUCGCCAAGUUCAGCAUGCUGUUGACCAACAAGGGACUGUUCCGCCGGCUUGCGAUGGGCUGCAUUAUCAUGUUCUUCCAGCAAUUCACAGCAUUUCUCGACCUCCUGAACAAGCUCGAUCUCUCGUCACGUUACUCUCCGAAGAAGCUCGAUGCAUCGUCUUCGGACUCUCUGAAGAACCUCGAUCUCUUGUCACAGACGUCUCUGAAGAAGCUCGAUGCAUCGUCAUCAGACUCUCUGAAGAACUUCGAUCUCUUGUCACAGACCUCUUCGAAGAAGCUCUAUGCCUCGUCACAGGAUACUCUGAAGAAGCUUGACCCCCUGCUCGCUCUGCUCACCAAUCCCACAAACGCCCUAGGCUUGAACGCCUCAACCACAUCAUUGCUGGCUACUGGUGUCUUGGGAGUCGUUGACUUCGUCUUCACAUUCCCGGCCAUUUUCCUUGUCGACCGCUGGGGUCGCCGUGUCUUCCUCAUGGCGGGUGCUCUGGGUAUGCUGAUCAGUCAUGUCGUCGUCGCCGGUAUCGUCGGACACUAUGCCGGCAACUUCACUGGUGCUGGUGGUGCAGCUGCCGGCUGGGUCGGAAUCGUAUUCAUCUGGUUCUUCGGCGCCAACUUCUCAUACUCCUGGGGCCCUGUUGCAUGGCUCCUGUGCAGUGAGAUCUUCUCUCCGGGCCACCGAAGUCAGGCAGUCAGCAUCAUUAUCAGCUGCAACUACAUGAUGAACUUCGUGGUUGGACAAGUCACCCCGAACAUGCUCGACAAGCUCAAGUUCGGCACCUACAUCUUCUUCGCAGCUUUCUGUUUGAUCAUGUUCCUGUGGGUCAUGUUCUUUGUCCCAGAGACCCGAUACAAGACCUUGGAAGAGAUGGACCUGGUCUUCGGCGACAACCUUGGCACAAACGAUCUGGAACGUAUGCGCGAGGUGAUGGCAGAAGUUGGACUCAACCCUGCUCAUGGUCAUCCAGGCGUUGUGCCGGAGCAUGACAGCGACGAGGAGAAGGCCACAACGCAGGAGAAGUUGUGA
Molecule: messenger RNA, 1965 nt
Organism: Cyphellophora attinorum
Lineage: Eukaryota; Fungi; Ascomycota; Eurotiomycetes; Chaetothyriales; Cyphellophoraceae
Product: Sugar transport protein 2
Exons: 4
Coding region: 1-1965 (654 amino acids)
Biological process (GO): carbohydrate transport; transmembrane transport
Cellular component (GO): membrane
Molecular function (GO): carbohydrate:proton symporter activity
Source: RefSeq, a predicted model, not a curated record